CGAAAUUUAUUAUUCGUACUAUAAUGAAUUACGCUAGUUUAACUUUGUGCAUAUCAGCUUGCAUUAUACCGGCCUUUACAGCCACACCUGUAGAAGAUGGUAAAUGCGUGAAAAUUUAUUACACCGCUGACGAUUACUACAAGUUUUAUUGUUUCCGAAUGAUCGAUAAUGUGCUGUCGAUAAAGACCGAUAAGAAUGAUACAAUUAAAUUUGAAUCGACCAGAAAUGAUCAAAGUUGCGUUAAAAUUACCGGGCCGAACGCGAUGAAACCCUCGGAAACCACAUGCGAAGAUUAUUCUACAGAGGAUUGCUACAAAGAGGGCGAAUCGCUACAUUUUCCGAACGAAGAAAGCGGAAAUAUACCUUGCAAGAAAUCGCAGCGACAUGAUGCACUCUUGAUGCAAGCUAAAGCCGAUAAAUUAGUCGUUAUUUUCGAUGUGAUUUCAACAAAGAAAUCGAUAAUCUACGUACCAUACAAUCGACCCGAAAGAGAAUAAAUUCACCUAUAAAUAUGCAGAUUACGCUACACCAAGAAUUAAUAAAACCGUUACAAAAG
Molecule: messenger RNA, 556 nt
Organism: Phyllotreta striolata
Lineage: Eukaryota; Metazoa; Arthropoda; Insecta; Coleoptera; Chrysomelidae
Source: the annotation of a GenBank genome assembly